AUGAAUUUUUUGGGUUUUGGUCAAAGUGCCGAAAUCGACAUUAUUUUGGAUGGAGUGGAAAAUCGUAAAACGGCCGAAAUCAAAUCAGAAGAUGGUAAAAAAGAAAAGCAUUAUUUGUAUUACGAUGGAGAAACGGUUUCGGGAACUGUUAACGUAACUCUUAAAAAAUCUGGAUCUAAAUUAGAACACCAGGGUAUUAAAAUUGAAUUUGUCGGUCAAAUUGAAUUAUAUUAUGACAGAGGGAAUCAUCAUGAAUUUACAAAUUUGGUUAAAGAAUUAGCUCGUCCUGGUGAACUCACUCAAAACACAAUGUUUAAUUUUGAAUUUUUGAAUGUAGAAAAACCAUUCGAAAGUUACACUGGUUCAAAUGUUAGGCUUAGAUAUUUUUUAAGAGUAACCAUUGUUAGAAGAUUGUCAGACAUAGUUAAAGAAUUAGAAUUAAUAGUUCACACAUUGUCUUCAUAUCCAGAAUCAAAUUCAUCGAUUAAAAUGGAAGUCGGAAUCGAAGAUUGUCUUCACAUUGAAUUCGAAUAUAAUAAAUCGAAAUACCAUUUAAAAGAUGUCAUAGUUGGAAAAAUUUAUUUUUUGCUCGUUAGGAUUAAAAUAAAACACAUGGAAAUUGCAAUAAUUAAAAGAGAAACAACUGGUUCGAGUCCACAUUCAUUCACUGAAAAUGAAACUAUAGCCAAAUAUGAAAUUAUGGAUGGAGCACCUGUUAAAGGAGAAUCAAUUCCGAUUCGAUUUUUUAUGGAUGAAGAAGACAGAAGAUAUUUCAAACAACAGGAAAUAACAUUAUGGCGUAAGGGAGAAAAAACUAGAAAAUUAAUACAGGAUGCUAAUUCGCCGAACAUGCCUUCACAUUUAGUAUCUGGUGAAGCCAGAAAAGAUAAGAAUUCUCAAAAUAAUCAAAACUCGAGUGAAAAAAGUGAUGGGCCUGUUGAAAAUAUGACAAGAGAAAGUCCAGUCCUUGAAAAUAGCGAAUCAUCUCAAAACUAUUCAUUUCAAAAUAAGAAAUAG
Messenger RNA from Pediculus humanus corporis (human body louse), 1017 nucleotides. Its product is annotated as vacuolar protein sorting 26B-B, putative. Bases 1 to 1017 code for a protein of 338 amino acids. Gene Ontology annotation, biological process: retrograde transport, endosome to Golgi; intracellular protein transport. The transcript is spliced from 7 exons. The record is from RefSeq and is a predicted model, not a curated record. Gene Ontology annotation, cellular component: retromer complex; endosome. NCBI's taxonomy places the organism in Eukaryota, Metazoa, Arthropoda, Insecta, Psocodea, Pediculidae.